This is a messenger RNA of Clupea harengus (Atlantic herring), 6313 nucleotides long. RefSeq names its product zinc finger protein 644b (gene znf644b). Lineage: Eukaryota; Metazoa; Chordata; Actinopteri; Clupeiformes; Clupeidae. The record is from RefSeq and is a predicted model, not a curated record. Gene Ontology annotation, cellular component: nucleus. Gene Ontology annotation, biological process: regulation of transcription by RNA polymerase II. Gene Ontology annotation, molecular function: DNA-binding transcription factor activity, RNA polymerase II-specific; RNA polymerase II cis-regulatory region sequence-specific DNA binding.
AAUCAAGACAAUGCCGACCCAUUCAAAUCAUACCAUAUAACGUUUAAUAAAAAGUGAAAAACAUUCCCGUACCAUUACAGUUUGCAGAUAUUGUGUUUCCCAAGUGCAUGCUACUCCGGCCACAUCCCUAUCCCGAGUUUUAGUUCAACCUGCAGAAUUUUAAGCAAAAUGGCGACAGGGUAAUGGAUGGAGGACGAAAACGAGCAGUAAUCAAAUGUAAUGGCAAACUUACCGAUUACUAUCAAUUUCUGCACUGGAAAGAUGGGAUUUCAGGAGAAGUCCAGGCAGGCCCAAUGCUGUGGAACAGAGUGACUGUUGAGCCAACAUGGCUGACAUAAAGUCUAAAGCAGAAGAGGACAAAGAGGGGGACCCAGCAUCUGACAGGCCUUGGUGUCUGCAAAACCUCCCCUCUCCUACUGUCCAGAGCAAAGCUACAGGUCUCUCUUCAGAUUCUGAGUACAGGCCUUUCAAUGGACCCCAACCAGAACCAGCAUCACCUUCAGGAGAGAUUAUUAAUGGAUCUCCGUCACAUUCCACUCGGGAGGGGCAGCCACAACUACUGGAAGACACUGAUGGUGACUCGACCAGUGGCAGUGGCCCUAACUCACCAGAGGACACACCACAGCUCUCCCCAAAAUUCCCUACAGGUCCUCAAUUAGACAAGAUCAGCUCUGGAAAAGACAGAGUAACAGAGGAGAUCCUUUUCGUUAAAACCAAACCUCCUUAUAUAAAGGCAGAAGAGGCAUCAGCAUCUGAGGCUGCUUCUGAAAGUGAUCAUAGUGAUUUUGAGCUCCCACGCCAGGAAGUGCCACGCAACCGCUCACUUAAUGAACCCACUGGCCAAAACCGGGUGGGUAAGGGGGGAACUGGUGCGAGGUCCUUGUGGGAUUUUGGUUCAGAGUCCUCGGAGAGCUCUUCAGAGGACUGUGAGGAGGACUUAACCUGGGAACCACAGAGUGAAUUCAUGCACUUCCUGAUGAGCAGUCCCAAGAAAACAGAGCCGUCGCCUCCCAGUCAGAGCCGCAGGAAGAGGAAGCUGAACGCCGUGGACAGGGCCGGAGACGGUGGCUUUGUUCCCUUAGCCAAACAGUCCUUGACUUAUGAUUGUUCUGAUGACAAUGACAUGGUCGUUAGCAAAGAACACAAUAUCAGGAGGAAGCCUAAUGCCAAAUCACCUGUGGUCCCCCACUUAGAUUGUAGCGACGGAGCAGAAGACAUGAAAGAGCACUUUAUGAAGAGGAAAUGCCAUGAGGGAACUGACACUGAGAGCGCCAAACCAAAUCAUGUAAGUGCAGAAUUGGUGUCCGACCCCGAUGGUGAGCCUUUGUUCUUCCCCUGUACCAAGUGCAACGUCAACUUCAAGGAGAAGGCUCACUUACACCGGCACAUGCUGCACCACCAGGCACCUCCCAACGUCAACGUGCCACGGCCCUACAUUUGCCGUGAGUGCGGUCGCUCCUUCCGCGACGGUAGCGCCCUGCAAAAGCACAUGGUCAUCCACCAGGCACGGCGUGAGCGGCUGAUGGAGGAGAUAAAAGGCCUGAGUGAGCUCCAGGAUGAGGGCCGUCAGGCCCGGCUGCAGUGCCCGCAGUGUGUCUUUGGCACAGACUGCGCCAAGACCUUCGUGCAGCACGCCAAGACGCACGAGAAGGACAAGCGCUACUACUGCUGCGAGAGCUGCAGCCACAUGGCUGCCACCCCACAGGAGCUGGAGGCGCACAGAUGCACAGCCCACCACACCAACAACGUCUCCACCCACGCAAGGCACCCCGGGGGUCGGGAGGACGUGAAGACGGGGACCAAUCGUAUCACCUUGUUGCACUGUAACAUAUGCCCCUUUAGCACACAGAAUAGAAAUAUCCUUAAAAAGCACACCGAACUUAUUCACCGACAGCCAUAUUUUGGGAAUGAGGAUGAUGAGGAUGAGGGGAAACCAGUUAGUAGAGUUGCUGAGCCGAAUAAGCUGGGCUUGGACCUGCGUAGGUUAACCAGCCAAGCUAAACCCGGCAACUCUCGCCUGUCACAGCUGAAGCCAAAGCUGAACUCGGAGACUCCGGCUGAAAGGAGGGGAGGCGCACCACCCGUUUGGUCCGGCGGCAUCGCUGACCUGUGUGUGCAAAACAGGGUCUCACAAAAAGCCCGGAAAGGUUUCAGCUUGCCGCUGUUCAAAUGGACCUUUGGCGGUUCAACAAACAAGCUGUCAUCAUCUCUCCCGAGACUUGACAAGCCAAGCAAAUUAUCUCCCCCACCGACAGCAAGAAUAGAUGUGACAAGAAGCCUCCUGCAUGAUGAAGAGGGCAAUCAGAAAUGCGCAGGGCUGAGGCCAGAAGACAGGGAGAAAACAAAGCAUACUAGUGACUCCGAAGCGUACUCCGAUGCCAAAACAGACAGGAUCCAUCAAAACCACAAAUGUGACCCCAACAGUGACAUUCCAAGUGGUAGAGAAUUACUAUUCCAACCUGUCCCCCACAGGACACUGUCCAAAAGAAAAAUGUCCAUCCCAUAUCAUAACACACUCAAACCAAAAGCAGAACCAAUAUCACCAGUGCUCACAGAAGACGAAGAAGAAGAAGAUGAUGAUGAUGAAGAAGAUGAUGAAUAUGAUGAUGAAGAGGACUCCCUUGACUUCAGAGAUUACUCGUCCACGUUCCUCGAUAGCAGUGAGAGCCAACGGAACCAUUUUAUGUCUACGAAACCACUCUACCUUCCCAGGUCGCGUUUGCCCAUUCGAAAGGACAUCCUUCAUUCUAACGGCUCAGAGGACGAGGAAGAGAGCGAUUGUGAUGACAUCCAUGACCUGAUCAUCAAGGAGGAAUGUGAGGAGACCGCCGUGAGCCUGGAUGUCCCAUCUGCAGAGUCGAUUCAUGGAUCCUUCUCUGAGCGCCAAGGCCCACCUGCUUUCACCAGCGACAGAAAGUCUUGUCCAUACUGCCCGGCGUUGUUUGAGUCAGGGGUGGGGUUGUCCAAUCACGUACGUGGACAUCUGCACAGGGUCGGGCUGAGCUAUGACGCUCGGCACAUGGUGUCGCCUGAGCAGGUGGCGUCUCAGGACCGGCAGCCACGAAUACGAAGGAAGGCACCAUCCACCAACUCCCGCCGACUCAAGAAAGCAGUGGAUAAGCCAGAGUCUCAGACAGAGCACACGUGCCCUCUUUGCUGGGGCUGGUUUGACACCCGGACAGGCCUGUCCAACCACGUCCGUGGCCACCUGAAGCGCAUCGGCCGAGGCCUGGGCUCCGGAGACCCGGGCUCCAGCACCCGCUCGCCUCUCUGCAUCCUGAACGAGCUCCUCAGGGACAAGACAGAGCACCGCAGCCUGCUGGGCCUGCUGGGCCGCCGGCCCUCCCACACACGGCCCUUCGUCUCGCAGAAGUUCGCCGGCAGCGAUGGCCUCUUCCUCACCCCGACCGGCAUUCCCAUCAAGGUCCAACACUCCAGGGCUCAGGUCGGAGUUGGGGGUGGGGGCGAGUCCAAAAGCCGGCUAUGGUUUGGGGAAGAGAGGACGGAGAGCAAGAGGAGAGAGAAGAAGGUGGAGGAAGAGGAAAUCAGGGUGGAGGAUCACGGGGGUGUAGAUGGAGCCCCGUCCAGCACACUGGUGGAGCUGCUGAGGAGGAGGAAGCAGGAGCAGGAGAUGAGGGAGAGGCACCAGACCCAUGCCAGGCGGCAGCUCCCCAUCAGCCCAGCCAGGGAGAGCGUAGCCAGGCUGGCUGUCCUGAAACCAGACCCAGGCUGGAGCCAAGGGAAGACUGACGUGAAGAAAGUUUGCAUUCACUGCAAUGCGACCUUUCACAGCGCUGUCAGCUUAUCCAAUCACCUUCGAGCGUAUGCUCGACGGAAGAGAGCUGCUCUGUUAGAGGGGACAACCUAUGAUUGCAAACAGAAGAAGCCGAGAUCAAGACCAGGGCCAAAGAAGAAAAUGUUCUCAUUGCCACACUCGCCGGAAGAGAUCUACAGACUCACCUGCAGGUUCUGCGACCUGGUCUUCCAGGGUCCCCUCUCGGUGCAGGAGGACUGGAUCAAGCACCUCCAGCGCCACCUCAUGCACACCAGUGUCCCGCACACAGGCGCCGCCAUGGUGGAGGUGACAGCCGUCUGCAAGGAGCUUCCCCCGCCACCUCCUCCUGAGCGCCUAGUCCUGCCACGCCAGCACACUCCCCUUCAGGUGCCCCCCACAGUCUCCUAAACUGCACCCACCCCCCCACCCCCUGCUUCAGAAUCCCUGCACAUGUAUAUAACUACAUGAUAGAUAUAUAUUAUAUAUGAAAUAUAUAUGAGAGGUAUAUAUACAUAAGAUGGAUAUAUAGAGAGGUAAGAGAUUUUUUUCUUCUUCCUGUAUUGCACAUCUACCUUGUCAGUCCAUCUGUUUUGGUAUGGACAACUCUUCUGGAAGGCUGACACUACCCUCUUCACUUGGGUUGGGAAGGGAGGCAGCACCACUUACUCAGCAAGUUAACUACGACGAGAUUAUUUUCACCAAGUUUAAGUUUGGCUCAAGCUUUGCCAAUCUCUCAGAGUUAAGGGCUGGGUGCAUUCAAAGGUGCCCUCCGUUCGCGAUGCAGAAGUCCUUUAGGUUCAAUAGCCAACCAAAAGCGACAACACAGACCUCAGAAAUUGUGUCAAAAGACCCUGACCGUUAUACACAUGACCUCGCCGGACCUAAAUGAGAAUGGGGUCAUCUAAUUAAGAGAGAUCAAUAUGGCUGACCUCACAGACGCAGUCCCUGCCUAUGCCUGGCAGGCUCAUCGAUGGCAGUCACACUGAUCAAAUGCUGUCUCGUGUCUUUUUACAUUGCCAAGUUUCUCAGCGAUGAAGGCCCUCAAUCUGUACUUGUGCUACAUUUUAUCAUGUUAAUUAAAUGAGUAGGAAUCACUACAGAUCCUACACAUACCAUUCACUGAACAAAUUAACUGUGAACGUGUGGCUAGCUGUUUUUUUUUUUUGUCCAGCCUUCACUGGUGAAAUAGACUCUACAAACCCUCAAUUGUAAUGCAAUACAUUGAAAAAGGUGAAAUCCGGGUUUUCUUGUAUUUAGAAUGUUUAUAACCUAAAUGAAGCACAUUGUAACAUGUAAUGUUGUUUGAUGCUGUAACUCUUCCAAAUAUUGCUUUAACGGAAAAGAAAGCUUUUAUUCUCACUGGAAAAAUGGAUAUUAUUGCUUUAAAAAGAAGAUAAGCUCAUUUCUUAAGAUCAGUUUCAGUGCUGAUCACAUUUUUAUGGUGCUGAUCCAUCAAAGCUGACAUAGCAUUCAGAGGAACACAUUCUUCCUUUUUCUUCCUUUAACAUGAAGAGUAUACAGAGAAUAUGUGAGAAUACUAGAUACCUGUUUCCAAAUAACAACUAAUCUUACAGUGACUGGCCCAUUCUAGAGGACCAUUGGGACGAUCCGUGACUAGAUUUGUCCCGUCUUGACAAUCGCAAUAAAAUUGUCUUGAUUUCAGGCUGGUCUGAAAAAGAUCACCUUCCCAGACUGCCCUGUUGUGUGAUAUCUAGAUAUACAUUCAGAUUGUGGAUGUAUUUAUAUUUACACCGUGAACUCAAGAGUACGGAGUGGGAACAGCGUAACUCUGCGACUGUUACAUGCAAUGUGAUCUGGAUGUCAUGUGUGAAAGACCAAGAGUCAGUGGCAGGUAUCCCUGGCAUCGGCCAUGAGGCUGUAAUCUAAAAUCAUGUUUUCUAAAGAACCUCUGUUUGUGAUGUUGGUAAUCUAACUGUAUGCCUGUACAAUCUGUGUGUUGUUGUAUCUGUAUCUGUUUGGCCAAACUGCUCCUUGACUGAAGGAUGACCAUAGGACAAAGAUAAGUCUGCAAAUGCUCUUCUUGUAUGCAGAGUCCCAUACAAUCAACAUUGGUUAGAAUUUGAAAAAUCAUGUAGCCUGGGCCAGGUCGAAUUGUUAUGCACAGUAAUUUUGUGUUUUACCAUUUUUAGCACUUAAACACACCCAAUAUCUGUGUCUAUUCAGAUAAAGGGGUGGACACCUAGUUUUGCUAGGUUCAACUUUGCGACUCAUCGUGUAAUUUAAGAAAACAUAGAAAACUUCAUGUCCAUAUUUUCUCAAGUGUUUUGUUUGGUGUACAGUACAAUAGUUGUAUCAAACUUAGUGUAAUUAACACACAUGCAGAUUUCCUCAACGUUACUGUCUCACGGAGAGUGUCUCUAAGAUGAGUUGUUAUAAGGAAACAGGACCUAAAUGUGUAACCCUAAUCAUUUUUUAAGGGGGUUUAUUUUGACCGCGCCAUUUGCAUUGUAUCUGUUUGGCUUUCUGUGAUAAAUACAGCAGUCACUCGCAGAAAUAAAAUCUUAAGGUUUAUUCAGA